AUGGCUAAAAAAGCGGGAAACAUGGCCAAUGGUCGCUACAGUCGUAGCACUGAGUCGAUCAGCAGUCUGACGCGACCACAGUUGUACGGAAUUUACGACGCUGACAUCACCAACAGCGAAGAUAACGAGGUCUACGAAGAAGCCAAGAAAUCUGUGGGUCGGUUCCCAAGAAACUGGACUCAUAGAAGCUCUGAAAACCGCUCUGUGGUUCAAAAGACUACGCAUGUACUGUUUUCGCUUGCCCUACUGGGCUUGGCUGGCAUCUCCUACAACGAGCUCAGCAAACAACUUCACGACAAUCACGAAUUGCACGCUGAGCUAGCGUCCAGGCCGCUGGCGCUAGGCGUGGAAAUAUGUCGGAAGUUGAGCUUUGGCAUGGUGCCCACUUGGCUCGCAUAUGCUUUGGAAGGUGUCAUUUUCGGGGCGUUGUUGCCACUGAUUGAGACCCUCUGGGGACAUCCGGUUCAAACAACCACAUUUGCGUCGUUCUUGCGUUCUAUGAAUGCAAUGCUCGGAGUUGCAUUUGGCAUCCGGAAAAUACAAUGGAGUUCAUCACUGCAAGCCAGCGGAGCUUGGUUCCUCCUGAACAUCGUGCUUUGGAUGUUUUUCGACGGCACCCCGUCAAUGCUUUUGGGCUGCCUCGGUAUCGGAACAAUUGCCUCUAUUACGUGCUACCGCGACGUCACAGACUAUUCGCAAAUGUUGUAUUUCAUGGAUUUCUACUUCCUUGGACUACUGCUAUUUGGUAAACUCGGUAGAUAUCUAUACGGACAAAGAGCCUAA
Messenger RNA from Lachancea nothofagi CBS 11611, 783 nucleotides. The record is from the annotation of a GenBank genome assembly. Lineage: Eukaryota; Fungi; Ascomycota; Saccharomycetes; Saccharomycetales; Saccharomycetaceae.